AUGGGUGUACCAGUACAGUACGAACGAAAUUUCCGAGCCAAAUUAGCCUACUUCAGAGCUCAAUGCUCCUCACACUUCCUCAACGGUCACGCAAGGCUCUGCAUCUCACGUGAAGGCCUUCUAGAGGAGUCUUUUCAACAGAUUCAACGACUGCCGGCCUCCGAGUUGCGCAAACGGCUACGCAUCACAUUUCUUGGUGAAGAAGGGUUGGAUUACGGUGGGAUUGCAAGAGAAUGGUUCCUACGUGUGUCACGGGACUUCUUCAAUCCUAUGUUCGGUCUCUUCGAGUAUACUGGAGCACACUACUCCCUGCAAAUUAAUCCCGCCUCUGAUGUCGCAAAUGUGGCUCACCUCGACUACUUUCACUUCAUUGGUCGCGUCAUUGGAAUGGUGGGUGUCUUCAGCAACCUUUACGCACGUUGUUUUGGAAGUGUGUUGGUUCCUGGUCUUAUCAGCACCUACGAAGUGUGGAUUGUGCCUUUCAUGGAUUUGAAUAAUCACUUCAUUCCACUAUUAGCUGUCGAUAUUACGAAACCGGCUUUAUUUCAUGGUCGUUGCAUUGAUGGUGGUUUUACCUUGGCCUUCUACAAGCGUAUCCUCGGUCGAAAGACCUGUCUUCAGGAUCUCGAGUUGGUUGAUCACGACUUCUACCAAUCCCUCGCCUUCAUUCGAGACAACGACGUGGACGAAUUGGACUUGGAAUUGUACUUCAACGGUAACUACUACAAGUUCGAUUCGUUGCAGGAGGAAGAGUUGAAGCCAGGCGGUAGGGAGAUUAAAGUCACCGAAGCUAACAAGAUGGAAUAUUUGAAACUAAUGGUCGAGUGGAGGCUUAAUCGAGGAGUGGGGGAACAGACUGAAGCCUUCCUCAAGGGUCUCUUUGAGGUCGUGGAUCCAUCUUGGUUGCAAGUUUUUGACGAACGCGAAUUGGAGGUAGGUCUGCUCACCAUCUCAAUUCUCAGCGUAUCAUUUGUUCUAAAACAUAGCAUCUAUUAA
Molecule: messenger RNA, 996 nt
Organism: Hydatigera taeniaeformis
Lineage: Eukaryota; Metazoa; Platyhelminthes; Cestoda; Cyclophyllidea; Taeniidae
Source: the annotation of a GenBank genome assembly